Molecule: messenger RNA, 741 nt
Organism: Exophiala xenobiotica
Lineage: Eukaryota; Fungi; Ascomycota; Eurotiomycetes; Chaetothyriales; Herpotrichiellaceae
Exons: 1
Coding region: 1-741 (246 amino acids)
Source: RefSeq, a predicted model, not a curated record
AUGACGCCCUCGGACUCUUCCUCUACUGAGCCUGAGAACGAUGUCUUUGCAUUCGACCCCACAUUCGUUCCCGAACGCGAGAACAAAGCCGCAGCAACUACAAGCAUAACCUUCGACAACCUCCUCCCUACGAACACACCUCUCCUCCUCCACGAAGAUCUCCAAGAAGGAUGCGGCGGUCAACUCUGGCCUGCAGGCAUGGUCCUGUCAAAGUACAUGCUCACAUAUCACAAGACAGGGUCCUUACCUGGCAAGUCGAUUAUCGAGAUCGGCGCAGGCGGAGGCCUCGUCGGACUAGCAGUCGCGUUGGGCUGUGAGGUCGACAGCAGCAAGCCAAUCUACAUCACCGACCAGAUUCCCAUGCUUGCACUGAUGCAGAAGAACAUUGCACUGAACAAUCUCCACGGGCGAGUGCAGGCGGAAGUCUAUGAUUGGGGCACACCACCCCCAGAGAGUAUCCUUGCUGAAGGAGAACAUCCUCAGGUAGUUCUCGCUGCGGACUGUGUGUACUUCGAGCCUGCGUUCCCAUUGCUGCUCAAGACACUUAAAGAUUUGAUCGGUCCAGCGACGAUGUGUUAUUUCUGUUUCAAGAAAAGGCGCAAAGCAGACAUGCGAUUCAUAAGGGAUAUGAUGAAGACGUUCGAUGUCGAACAGGUGGUGUAUGACGGGCGGGAGGCUGACCAACGUGAGGGCCUAUUCUUGUAUCAAGUCCAACAGAGACACAAAAGGCAGUCACAUUGA